Molecule: messenger RNA, 1872 nt
Organism: Paramecium tetraurelia
Lineage: Eukaryota; Ciliophora; Oligohymenophorea; Peniculida; Parameciidae
Exons: 3
Source: RefSeq, a predicted model, not a curated record
AUGGAACAAGUUGAACUUCCUUUUGUAUUUUGCUAACAACAUAAUGAUUAUAUGAUAGAAGUAGUUUGCUAUGAUUAUUUGAGUUAAUAAUGUAGAUUUAUGUGUAAGUAAUGUUAUAGAUAGAAUAAUAAUUCUAAUACGUAAUAAAGGGAUUCAGAAUUUUAAUAGCGAUAAUAAUAAUUUUAGCAGAAAUGCACGUAGGAAAAAGGAUAACUGAAUAAUUAUUUAUAACAAAAAAUUGAAUUAUUAUUCGGAGAAUUUAAAGCAGUGAUUUAAAGCCAUUUGGAAAAUAUCUAAGGAUCAUUUAGGAAUUCAUUAUAAUAGAUAGAUAAUUUUGUGCCUUAAUUAUCAAAUUUAAAUUAAUAAGAUGCUUAGAAAACAAUAGAGAAGUAGAGAUAAAAAAUAAACGAAUUAAGAAAAGAAUCUAUUAAGAAUAAGUCAAAUUAAUUAAAUGAGUUAAAAAAUAAGAUAAUUUAGAUAGCUCUUAAUAUAGAGAAUUUAAUAUUUUCAGAACAUCUUUUGGGUUAAUAAUUAUAUUAAAUUCCAGAUCUUUAAACUAUUUUUAAAAAUUUUGAUACGAAUAAUUUAUUACUGUCAUUUGAAUAAAAUUAUCAUAUAAAAUAUCAAUAUAUUACUGAAUUAGAUAUUGAAAACAGGAUGGAUUCAUAGAAAUAAGAAUUAGAAAGAAUUUUGAAGAGAAAUAGAUAAAUUUAGACAAAUUUAAAUGAUCAAUAUUAAAAAAUAGAUAAUGAAUUAUAGAAAUAAAAGGACUAAAUGCUUGCUCGGUUUAAAAAAUACCAAAAUUGGGUAAUUACGAAUAAUGAACAAAUUAAUCAAAAUAUUUAAAAGGCUUAACUCAACACAACAGAAAUAUAAAUGCUGGCUUAAUAAGAUUUUAUUAAUUUAGGACUAGUAGAUUUAGCAAAUAAGAAAUUGAAUAAUUCUUUAGAUGAAUUCAGAAAUACCUUAAGCAAGAUUUGUCAUCUUGGAUUUUAUGAUAUUAAAAUAAGCUUGCAAGAUAUAGAAACUAAUUUUAUGCUCAACCUUAUUCCAAUUAGAUUCACUUAAGGUAUAAGUCCUAUGCAAAGUAAUAUCCUAAAUUAAUAUCGUGAUGCAACCAACGUCAAGGCAAAUUUGAAUCAAAAUGGAGACAUAUAUGGAUAAGUUUUAAUUAAAGAACCUAGUGCAACAAUUACAGUUUAAGUCUCAAGCUAAGAAAAACAAGAAGGAGAUUCGAUUAAGAAUUACUAAAAUUAAACUCUCUUUGAUUUUAAUUUAUUAAAAUUUUUCCCAGAUAGUCAGAAUAAGUUUAGUUAUUAACUUAAAAGAACACAAUUAGGAGUUGAAACAUACGAUGAUAAUAUAAAUUAAUGGUCACUUAAAAAAUAAAAUAAUGGAAAGUACAAAUUUACAGUUGUUGUUAAUUAAAGAGAUUAGAUUAUAUUCGAAGAUAUUGAAAUAAGAGAUAAUAAGUUGGAAUAAAACUCUAGUAUAAUAGUGAGGUAUUCUGACUCAAGAAAUUAAUAUGAAGGUUAGAUUAAUAAUAAUUUUUAAUAUUCUGGAAAAGGAAAGUUAAUAGAAAAUGGAAUUAUCAAAGAUGGAAUAUGGAAAAAUGGACAACUUGAUGGAAUAGGAAUAAUUUUAUAAAAUGGUAUUGAAAUAUAUAAUGGAAACUUUGAAAAUGGAAUGAAAUAAGGAAAUGGAAGAGAAUUUUUGAUUUCAGAUCUUUAUUAUGAUGGUCAAUUUGAAAGAGAUGAAAAACAUGGAGUAGGUAAAAUUGUGAAAAAGAAGGGACAGGAAUUUAUAACAGUUGAAGAAAAAAUUAAAUGGAAAAAUGGUUAAUCCCAAAAUGAUGUUUGCAAAAUAUUUUGA